GAAAUCGAGUCGUGCGAAAUUUUAUUUAAAAAAAAAAUAAGGAAGACAAAAAUUUCAAUUUCUUUUGUUUUUUUAAAAAAUAGAAGAAGAAAAUCGUGAAACAGGAAAAAGUGAAAAAAGUUUUGCAUAGUGCGAAAUAAUGAUUAAUUUGUGGAUAAUUUUGUGUUUAUUUAACGGAAUCAAAAGCUCAAUAACGUUAAGAAUUGAGGCUCCUGAAAAGAGUGAUAGUGAUAAAGAAUUCAUAAUCAACCUCGCAUCUCGCCUAUUUACCCACAAGAAUCCAUUAAACAUUUCGCAAUACGAUGAAGUGUCAUAUAACUGUCGACGAGACUACGCGCACUAUUUGCACUCGUUGACAUCGUUUGACUUGUGGGCACUUCAGAUGUAUGAUGCUAGUGGACAUUUCUCUACUGGCAUAUUAAGAGGAAAUGCAAACAGUUUUGGUGAUUAUGAAGAAUGUUUGAGUGUCCACAAUGAGAAAUUGAGAAUAAAUGGUAAACAUUGCUAUAUUGAGAUGCAGCCACAUGUGAACGGAUCAGCUGAAUAUCUCAAUUAUAUACGUGAACUCGUUCAAUCAUUUGAGAUUAUCAAGUCAAAAAUAACCGAUCCUUCUCACAUUUUCGCUCAUUUUUCAUCAAUUGUUUACGGAAUUUGUGUUCCUUCUUCAUGCACGCACGAAGAUGUAAUGAUAGCGGCAAAAACAUUCUUGACUGAUUUUACGAAAAAUACUGGUUUACACUUUGAUAUUCAAGUUACAAAGGAGAUGUGUCAUGAGGCUGAUGACAAAUCGCAUCACUUUAGGAUGAACAAUGGAACGAAAAUUACCAUUGCCGUCUUCCUCAUCAUUUUUAUGAUAUCCAUAUUCUCAACAUAUCAAGAUGUUAAUUCGAAGGACAAAAAUCAAUGGUUACAUGCUUACUCAAUAUCAAGAAACUAUAAAAGUUUAGUCUCAGCUGACCGAUCGGAUGAUGAUGUUAAGGUCAUUCAUGGAAUCAAAUUUGUGACUGCUAUAUUAAUAUUUUUGUGUCAUAAGACGGUAGACAGCUUGGUGCCAAUUGUAAAUCGAACAAAAAUUGCAUUAAAGUCAUCAGAAUCGUCAUCAAUAAUUGUGAGAAUCUGUGCACUGUACACAGAUGUGUUCCUCAUGCUGAGCGGUGUUCUUGUCGCGUAUUCAAUAACAAAUAGAUUAAUGCGUCAACAGCGAGUCAACGUUGUCCGAGAAUAUAUAUCGCGAUAUUUGAGGAUUGUUCCAAACAUUAUUGUUGUUAUGCUGACAACGGCUUAUAUUUUGCCAAUAAUCUCGUAUAGAACAACACAUCGAAUGUCUGUUGUUGACAAGCCAGCCGAGCUUUGUAUAAAUUAUGGAUGGAGGAAUUUACUCAUGAUACAAAAUUGGUUUAAAUUUGAGGAGAUGUGCAACUUACACACGCAUCAUAUCGGAACUGAUUUUGAACUUUUUCUAUUCAGUCCGCUUUUAUUGAUGUUGAUGCAAAAGUCGCCGAGGAAAGGAAUUAGUUUUGUGGUCUUUCUCACAAUUAUUUCAACAUUUUUGAGAUUUUAUGCAAAUUAUAGUCACAAUUUGUAUUACUUUGUUCCAUUCUCUGCCAACCUGUCGACAUUGAUUGAUACAGCAAAUUAUUUAUACACUUUACCAACACAUCGGUUCACAGUCUAUGGAAUGGGAUUAUUGUUAGGAUUUAUAUUAAGAAAAUUGAAAUAUGUGAAGCUUAAAAAGUAUCAAAUUAUGCUAGGAAAUGUAAUAAGUGCGAUUUCUACAACGAUAAUUUAUAAAGCUUGCGUAAGAAUGACAGGAUUGGAUGUGGAAUAUGAUAGAGGACUUCAUGCUCUUUAUGCUGCUUUCGCGCCAAUUUUAGUUUGUGUUCCAGUUUCAUGGUUAAUCUUUGCAUCUCAAAAUGGAUAUAGAAAUAUGCUCAUAGAUUUCCUGCAGUGGAAAGGCUUUACAGUCACAACAAAGUUAUGUUAUGCAUUUUAUUUGGUUCAAAUUCCUGUGUUUCAAGUGCAGAUUGCAAAUAGACGUGAUGUUCGAUUCUUGAAUGGAUUUUCAAUGCUGAAUCUGAAUGAAAUUUUCGUCAUUUGCCUCAUCACUGUAGCCACAACACUCAUAAUAGAAAUGCCGGUAAUAAACUUGAAAAACAUUGCAUUCGGCUACAAAAAGCCAAAGUUGCCGGUAAAUAAAUGUGCAGUGAGUUCAAACCAAACAAUGAAUGGAAAUGGAAGCAUUCAUAUUUUGAACGGCAAUGUUUCAAAAACAUUCGAAGAGAAAGUCGAGUAAAAAUGAAUGAAAUGAAGAUGUCGUGAGGUGUCUGACAGCCAUGAUUGUCGAAUGGUUCAAUAGAAUUUAUGUAAAAACUUAAGAAAAAUCAUAAUUUAUUUAUAAAGAAUUUAUGCAAAGUUAAAUAUUGGCAAUAUAGAAUAAUUGCAAUCUAUUAGAAUUGAGCUUAAUUAUGUUUAACUUAUUUAUUUAUUAGCUUUAAUGAGUGAAAUUUA
Chironomus riparius is the source of this 2508-nucleotide messenger RNA. The record is from the annotation of a GenBank genome assembly. Lineage: Eukaryota; Metazoa; Arthropoda; Insecta; Diptera; Chironomidae.